This is a messenger RNA of Phytophthora nicotianae INRA-310, 219 nucleotides long. RefSeq lists its product as hypothetical. The transcript is spliced from 2 exons. The record is from RefSeq and is a predicted model, not a curated record. Bases 1 to 219 code for a protein of 72 amino acids. NCBI's taxonomy places the organism in Eukaryota, Oomycota, Peronosporomycetes, Peronosporales, Peronosporaceae.
AUGGAGCCACUGGUCCGUCAGAAGUUUGACGCUUUGACUCAAAACUUCACUCCCGAUCAACAAAAUAGUCGACGAUACAAUAACGAGCUCCAAACGCUUGCUGUGAUCCCUCUACACGUGUUAUUAAGUCGACAACAAGAUGCUACUGAGCAAUCUCUACAGCCCAGUAAACUAGAAUUUACCAAGUCACCACUUUCUGAAACUGAGAAGUCUCUUUAA